Candida albicans SC5314 is the source of this 612-nucleotide messenger RNA. RefSeq names its product DNA replication protein (gene PSF2). NCBI's taxonomy places the organism in Eukaryota, Fungi, Ascomycota, Pichiomycetes, Serinales, Debaryomycetaceae. Gene Ontology annotation, cellular component: GINS complex; nucleus. The record is from RefSeq and is a predicted model, not a curated record. Gene Ontology annotation, biological process: DNA replication; double-strand break repair via break-induced replication. The transcript has 2 exons. Bases 1 to 612 code for a protein of 203 amino acids.
AUGGUACUCCCAAAAAACCUUCAAGGGAAUCUUAUGCCAUCAGAAAUUACCUUUUUGGCAGAAAAUGAACUCAUAACCAUUUUACCAAGAUAUUCAAUCAAGAAAAUUGAUCUCAUAGGAACAAGUAUACCGAAUCUACGAGCCAUGAGAAGAGAAUUGGUUCCAUUAUGGGUAGCAUUAAUUUUAAAAUCACAAGACAAAUGUAGUAUAGUUCCACCAAAAUGGCUAACAGUGGCAUAUUUAAAAGAACGAUACGAAGAUGAAAUACGUAAACCACUACAAUUUAGUGAUUUACCUUGGAAUUGGUUAGAACUUUCUAAAAUAUUACUUGAAAAAGCUCCAGAUGAUUUACUGGAUCCCGUUGAUCAAUUAAGGUCGGUGAUUCAAGAUUUAAGAGAAACUAGAUUAGUCAAAUCGAAAAAAGGGUUAAAAGAAUUGAAUGAAUCAAAUAUACAAUUGAAUGGAUUAUCAUUGUUAGAAAUUAAUGAAUUAAGACCAUUUGUGAUCCCCGUGAUGAACAAAUUAAGACAACUAUAUGACACAACACAAAGUAAUACAAUAAAUGCUGACGACCAGGAUAUGGAAGAUGCUUCAGAUGAUGAAGAUGUAUAG